Lasiosphaeria miniovina is the source of this 2919-nucleotide messenger RNA. RefSeq lists its product as uncharacterized. The transcript has 5 exons. Lineage: Eukaryota; Fungi; Ascomycota; Sordariomycetes; Sordariales; Lasiosphaeriaceae. The record is from RefSeq and is a predicted model, not a curated record. Gene Ontology annotation, molecular function: metal ion transmembrane transporter activity. Gene Ontology annotation, cellular component: membrane. Gene Ontology annotation, biological process: metal ion transport; transmembrane transport. The coding region runs from base 1 to 2919 and encodes 972 amino acids.
AUGUCAGCCGCCGACAAACUGACCACGUCCGAGUGCCUCUCGGCUCCGCACGACAACCUGGUGCACUUCAGCCGCUGCGUCAAGUUCGGCGCACGCCAAAAGUACCUCGAGAACGCCCCCGCCGAGGUUCGCGGCCAGAUCGACCAUCUGCUCUCCCGUGUCGAAGACGUCCGCUUCCACAUCGAGGCCCGUUCCGACGGCGAGUUCUGGACUGGCCGCCUCGCCGACCACCUCUCAGACCUCCGUGCCAAGCCACAGCCGCGCAAACACGACCGAUCUCUGGCCGAGGCUACCCUGUCGGUCCUACACCUCGGAAGCCACUCUAGCCACACGGGCCCCGAAGAGACUCGCCCCCCGCUCCCCGGUACCGGUGCCGCCGCUGCCGCCGCUGCCGCAGGCCCCGGCGCCAGCCUCGACGGAGCUCUCUCCGUCCCGAACGGCCAGCCCAACGGCAGCCCCCAGAACGGCCAUGUCCAUGGCAACAACGCCCAAAACCACGCACACAGCCACCUUCACAUACACGGCGCUCACACCCACGGUGCCAACGGGCACGCCAACGGGCACGCCAACGGUAAGUCGAAGAACUCGGCCAAGGACUCGGACAGCCACUACAAGGGGCUGCAUGCGGGAGCCGUCUUCUUCAAGGAUGGCUUCCCGCAUUCACACUCCAAGCUCGAGGGCACCUUCCCCCACCAGAACAUGCCCCUGGUUGAUCUGCUCUCCAAGGAUAAGGAUAGGAACGUGCUCAUGGAGGAGUGCGACGAGGGCAUCAUUCGUUGGUUCCACAUCCCCGCCAACAACAUGGCCUGGGUCGAGGAAGUGAUUGCUCGCCACUACAACGAAGACCGCCCGCCCAGGAACGAGCUCUUCGAGAGGGCCAAGGGGGGGUCCAAAACCCAGGAGAUCCUGCGCCGCGUCAACUGGCGCGGCCACAGUCGCGAAGCCAUCAAUCCGCACAUCGCGCCCCACAACCGCCAGCUUGAGCCCUCUUGUGAAAUCGUCAAGACGGGCACUACCACGGCCAUGGCUCUCUUCGCCCCCUUUCUCCACUGGGACACGGAGCAGGGAUGGCAGAGACAGCAGAAGGCGAUACUCGACGCCACCCGCGUCGCCAACAUGCAGACGGCCGCCUCUGCCCCCAAGGACCGCGUCCAGGACAAUUUUAACAGUGAGCUGCGCGGCCACCACGUGCAGAGCACGACGCUGUCGUCGCUCGCCCACGAGGCAAUCUCCAGCUCGUCGAGCCACCUCAGAUCCAUGACGACACGCGCCGUCAGCCGCCGCGGCGUCGUCGGGAGGGUCCUGUUCUGCGCCGCGCGCAUCUUUAAGCUGAUGGCGUCGUUUGAAGACGACGAGCUCGUCCGCGAAUAUCUGUUUGCGAACCCGCCCCUGCACCCGAGGCGGAGCCUGCACCAGACCUUCACCAAGUACUCUAGCUUCUUGCUCGAGACGGAGAGCCUCGACCGCGAGCAGAUUGUAUACAAGGCGACGGCGCCCGUCACGACCCCCGCGUCGCGCCCCAACUGCAACAAGUGGUGCCAGUGUUCCGACUGCAAGAAGGAGAGGGCUGCCGUCCCGAGGCUGCUGAUGGUCGACCAGCUAUGGCUGUUUGUGCUGGACGAGAACACCAUAAUCACCAGCUUCCCGCAGCGGUGGGGGUCGUGGUUCUCCGACGACCCGUCGGGCGUGCACAAGCGCGUCUGCGAGCGGCUGCAGUGCAACGGGAACCAGGACGUCUCGACGCCGUACGAGCUGGCCCUGACCAUCUACGACGUGUGCUGCCGCGUGUUUUACGAGAGCACCACCUAUCUUGACCGGCAGCCGCAGAUGAACUUCAUCUUUGCCGAUUCGCUCAACUUUGUGACAACGAGAGAGCUGGCCGCACGCCAGCAGCUGUCCAACCUGGCCCAGGACAUCUGGACCGCCUACGGAUCGCCCGACAAGGCGGGCAUUGCCGAGGCACACCGGGAGAUGCUCAACAUCAACCCCGAAGCCGGCCUAAUGCGCCAGGUCGACAACAUCCUCAGCGACCUCAAGGUCAUCCGCCAGAUCAAGGUGGUGCAGCAGGAGGUGCUCGAGCAGUACCACGUGAACGUUGCCCGGCAGCUGCUGCCGCAGUUCUCCCACGCCGGCCACGAGCUGCACACGCCGCGUCUGCGCGACGUGCGAAGGAUGCGCGACGCCCUCGUCGACGACGAGACAAUCCCCGUGCUGAAGAGAUCGGCGGCGACGUGGACGCUGGCGCAGGCCGACGACUUUGAGGAUCUGUUUGCCGACCAGUUCCGCCAGAUCGACAAGCUCUACGGCGCCGCCGAGUACUGCGCCAAAAGGCUAGAGGAGCUGCUCGAGACUAAGAGCCGCUAUGCCGGCAUCAUUUCGGCGUGGGAGGCGGUGGCCAGCAAUGUCGAAAUCACCAACCAGGGAAGAUCCAUCAUGCUGUUCUCGGUCCUAUCUAUUAUCUUUCUCCCUCUCUCGUUUAUUGCCAGCCUCUUUGGAAUGAACAGCAUGGACUAUGAGAAUGGUCUGGCCUCGUUCGCGUCGGAGCUGGGCUACAUCUUCGGCAUUUCCAUCCUGGUAAUCUUCCUCGCGCUGCUGCUCGCUUUCGACAAGUUCUCGCUGGCGCUGCUGCUGUACGGCCUCAAGGUGCCGAGCAAGUGGCUCAGCACGCGCGUGGCCAUCUACGAGCCGCCCGUGCUGCAGCGCUCGCGCAACUACCGCAAGCUCAACGAGAAGCGCGUCCGCAAGAUCCGCGCCAUGGAGGAGGAGAUUGAGCGCGCCCGCGCCGUCCGCGACACCAAGCUGUUCUGGAAGUCGGUCGAGGACGAGCAGGCCCGCCGCCGCGAGACCAUGCGCAACAAGAACAACGGGCGGCAGCACCGCGUGCCGAGCGGCAACUUUGACAGUUUUGCCGCUGUGUAA